CAUUUUGCGCAGGAUUUUAAAAGGUUCUCUUAUAAGCACUAUUUUUAACAGCCAAAUCCGCCCCCCAAAACAGAAAGGAAAAAGCCCUAGGUAUUUUGCUGUGAUCGAUCUCAGUUCAUGAUCAAUUGAAGCAUCUUUCACGACAUUUACCUGAAGCCUGCCUUAUUUUACCUUUUUGUCAUUCAAGUUGAGAUUUUUGGAGGUGGUGUGGAUUUUUUGGAUUUGUUGGUGGGGGUUUUUUGGUUGUUUUUUUUUUUUUUAACUGGCAUCAAAAUUUGAGAAUUUAAUUGCAGUAGAAUACUUGGAAACAGUGAGGCUGCAAGCUUGAAAGGCAGAGGGAAGAGAAGGAAGGCUCUCACAGCAGAGCAUGGAUAGGAAAGGAGCAGUGAUUCUGCGGUGCUCAGUGUGCACAUGUUUUAUGAGAUCAGUGCCGGGCGCUGCAGCUGCGGACAAUAACUGAGCUGUCUGGCUAAUGAAGGCCACCUGGAUCAGGCUUCUGAAAAGAGCCAAAGGAGGACGUCUGAAGAAUUCUGAUAUCUGUGGUUCGGCGGACUCCUACACCAGCCGUCCAUCCGAUUCAGAUGUAUCUCUGGAAGAAGACAGGGAAGCAGUGCGGAGAGAGGCAGAGCGACAGGCCCAGGCACAGCUGGAAAAAGCAAAGACAAAACCUGUUGCAUUUGCAGUUCGGACAAAUGUUGGGUACAGUGCAGCUCACGAUGACGAUGUUCCAGUCCCAGGCAUGGCCAUCUCAUUUGAGGCUAAAGAUUUUCUUCAUGUUAAAGAAAAAUUUAAUAAUGACUGGUGGAUAGGACGGUUGGUAAAAGAAGGCUGUGAAAUAGGAUUCAUACCAAGCCCAGUCAAACUAGAAAACAUGAGGCUGCAGCAUGAACAAAAGGCAAAACAAGGAAAAUUCUACUCCAGUAAAUCAGGAGGAAACUCUUCAUCCAGUUUGGGUGACAUUGUUCCUAGUUCCAGAAAAUCGACGCCUCCAUCAUCUGCUAUAGACAUAGAUGCCACUGGCUUAGAUGCAGAAGAAAAUGAUAUUCCAGCAAACCAUCGCUCCCCCAAACCCAGUGCAAACAGUGUAACAUCACCCCACUCCAAAGAGAAAAGAAUGCCCUUCUUUAAGAAGACAGAGCACAUCCCUCCCUAUGAUGUAGUGCCUUCUAUGCGACCAGUAGUUUUAGUGGGGCCUUCUCUGAAGGGAUACGAGGUAACAGAUAUGAUGCAAAAAGCAUUAUUUGAUUUUUUAAAACAUAGAUUCGAAGGGCGUAUAUCAAUUACACGAGUCACAGCAGACAUCUCACUUGCCAAACGCUCAGUAUUGAACAACCCCAGUAAGCAUGCGAUAAUAGAGCGAUCUAACACAAGAUCAAGCUUGGCUGAAGUUCAAAGUGAAAUUGAACGGAUUUUUGAAUUAGCAAGGACGCUGCAGUUGGUAGUGCUUGAUGCUGAUACCAUUAACCACCCAGCUCAACUAAGCAAAACCUCUCUGGCUCCCAUUAUAGUAUACGUAAAGAUUUCUUCUCCUAAGGUUUUACAGAGGUUAAUAAAAUCUCGAGGGAAAUCUCAGGCCAAACACCUUAAUGUUCAGAUGGUGGCAGCUGAUAAACUGGCACAGUGUCCUCCCGAAAUGUUCGAUGUAAUUCUUGAUGAGAACCAGCUUGAAGAUGCUUGUGAGCACCUUGCUGACUAUCUGGAAGCCUACUGGAAGGCCACACAUCCACCUAGCAGCAAUCCUCCUAACCAGCUUCUCACUCGCACACUUGCAACAGCCACUCUUCCUAUUAGCCCAGGUCCAAAUAUUAAUUUACAGGGAUCUCAAGGAGACCAGAGGAAUGACCAUUCAGUCCCUGAACGCAGCGGUUCACAAAUUGAAGAGGAAGCACGGGUUGAACCCAUCAAGAAGUCCCAGCAUCGCUCUUCCUCAAGCCAACACCACAACCAUCGCAGUGGUGUUAGAGGCCUUUCUAGGCAAGAAACUUUUGACUCGGAAACACAAGACAGCAGAGAUUCGGCUUACGUAGAGCCGAAGGAGGACUACUCACAUGAGCACGGUGACCACUAUGAUUCUCACAGGGAUCACAAUCACAGAGACGAGUCCCACGGGAGCAGUGAUCACAGACAUAGAGAAUCAAGGCAUCGCUCAAAGGAGAGGGACCGCGAGCAGGACCACAAUGAAUGCAACAAACAGCGUAGUCGUCAUAAAUCAAGGGACCAAUAUUGUGACAAGGAUGGGGAAGUGAUAUCGAAAAAACGUAACGAUGCAGGCGAAUGGAACAGGGAUGUUUACAUCCGUCAGUAACUUUUGCCUCCAGCAGUCUUGUGUUUCUUUGAA
Pygoscelis adeliae (Adelie penguin) is the source of this 2338-nucleotide messenger RNA. It is a transcript of the gene CACNB2, whose product is annotated as calcium channel, voltage-dependent, beta 2 subunit. Gene Ontology annotation, cellular component: voltage-gated calcium channel complex. The transcript has 13 exons. Lineage: Eukaryota; Metazoa; Chordata; Aves; Sphenisciformes; Spheniscidae. The record is from RefSeq and is a predicted model, not a curated record. Gene Ontology annotation, biological process: calcium ion transmembrane transport; chemical synaptic transmission; neuromuscular junction development. The coding region runs from base 473 to 2305 and encodes 610 amino acids. Gene Ontology annotation, molecular function: high voltage-gated calcium channel activity; protein binding.